AUUUUGUGUUCACAUUCACAAGUCUUUUUCUGCUCCCUAAGAUAAUUUUUUCCCCCUUCUGUUUUUUCUCUUUUUAAGUUUUCUCCUUCCUUCUCCCUGACAUAACUCUUCGCUUGACCUUCAGAAACAGUUUCAGUUUUUUUAAAUGGAUACCUUUGUGCAUGACAAACUAAACCAGUGGGGUCUCAAUGAAUUCAUAAAAAAAUUUGAAGAUGAAGGAGUGGAUAAAGAGAGUCUUUAUUGUCUGGAGGAUAAAGAUAUUUUAAUAUUGAUACCAAAAGUGGGACCAAGGGCUCGGUUUAAGAAGAAACUCAGGAUGUUAAAGGAGGAAGAAAGUAAAAGAAAUGGAGAACUUGGUCCUAAAGCGUGCCAACAGCAAGAAAAAGCUGCACCUGGUUUAUCCAAGGUUGUGUCCUCAGCAAGUAAUAUAUAUGGAAAAAGAAAAAGUGAAAUUGAGCUUCAGGAGAAAUCUAAAGAAGACAAACCAGCAGUAAAACGGCAGCGUGGCAGCUUUCAAAACUCAGAAGAAAUGAUACUGAAUGACGUAAAAAACAUUAUGGCCCAUGUUCAUACUAACCUAAGCAAUCAAGACAGCACAGAUCUUAAUGAAUUCCUAAAGACCAAAAUUAAAGAUCUGGAGAUGGACAAGAGGGAGUUAGUUGGUGUAUUUGGUAAAACUGGAGCUGGAAAGACUUCAUUGAUAAAUGCUGUCUUAGGUGUACGGACACUUUUGCCAUCAGGAGAUGUUGAUGCAUGUACCUCGGUCAUGAUUAAAGUGGAGUCAAAUAUGCACAACUCAAAGUAUGAAGCAGAGAUAGAGUUUAUCACCAAAGAGGAGUGGGAAGACGAGGUGGGAACCAUAGACCAGUCUUUUGAAGAUGAUGGAGAGCAGGAGAGGCAUGACGACGAUGAUGAUAUUGAUAGCCGUUAUGACCUUUUUGAAAAGCUUUCAGCAGUGUAUGGAGAAGAAUGGAAACAAAAAUCCUCGCAACAACUCAUGGAUAUUAAAAACUUCAGAGAGAUUCCAGAAUUUCUUCAGUCCACAAAGAAGAUUUUAACUUGUGAAUCUUCCAAGGACUUAUCUUCAAAAAUUGUUAAAUACACCAGACAAGGAGGCAAAAGAGAGAUACAAAGGUGGUAUUGGCCACUUGUGAAGUGUGUGACUGUCAAAGUGCCAAAUAAUGAUUUUCUCCAGCAUGUAACUCUGGUGGACCUUCCUGGGAAUGGAGAUCGUAACAAGAGCAGGGACACAAUGUGGAAGAGGAUUGUUGGAAACUGUUCUGCUGUGUGGAUUGUAUCUGAAAUCAACCGGGCAGCAGCAGAUAAAGAAUCCUGGGAGAUCCUAAAAAGUGCAAGCAGUCUCCUGGGAAACGGUGGCGAGUGUCGACACAUUCACUUUAUCUGCACCAAGUCUGAUGUAUUAGGAGAUGUACAUGAUAAUUCAGCAGCUGAUCUUCAGGCCUUAAUCCUCAAAAGAAACAUGAAAGCAAAGCUAGCAGUGAACAAAGAAUUCAACAAGAUAACCAUGGUUAAGGUAGGCAUCAAACAUCUAAAUAUUUGUAAGAGUAAUGCUGGUGUUAAUAAGGUUGUGAGUAAACACCUUCAGAGAAAGCUCAAUUCUCAACUUGCUGGAAUCAGAAAGGAAAUGGGAAUGAUAUACGCCACAUUUGGAAAAUGUCUUGAUGAAGGAGUUGAAAUAUCCAAAAAUUCAUGUGACCAAAUCCUGAAGUCCAUCUUGCAUCUUGCAAGAAAGAGCGGAAGUGCCCAAUAUAAUAUCAUGAAGAAUGCUGUGAAAAAUGGUGGCAUCCACCUACCUAAAAAGGGGAAAGAAAUAAAUUUCAACAUGAAAUUAUCUGCAUCACUGAAUAAGAGCAUUGACGAAGAAUUCAGAAAGACCUUCCCUGUUGAAGGAAACUGUGGUCCCUUUAAUGGAGUGAUCAAUACAUUUUCACUUGAUACUGAAAAAUUACAAGAAAAGUACAAAGAUGCAGAACUGCAGUUGAUAUUUCUCAAGACAGAGGAGGAAAAGCUCAAGAAAAAACUGACUAAAAUGACUCGUGACGGAAAGAAAGAAGUCUACAUCAGUCUAACAAAGAAAGUUGAAGAAAUUAUGCAAGAGUGCUAUAGAGAAGCAGCACAGUUUCAAGGAAAGAACACACUACAGAACAUCAGAGAAACUAUAAAAAGACAUGUAAACAAUAACAAGGACACCAUGUUUGCAAAAGCAAAAGACGUCAUGAUGGAGAAACUCAUGAAAUUGAUGGUGGACAUCCUGGGAGUUUUGGAAAAAGAAAUGAUGGAGUCCAUCGAGCUGUCUGUCGAAGCUGAAGACGACUCCAUUCCAGAUGUGUCCACGGCGCUUUCAAUGGUAAAGCAACGCUGGGUUCAGCUGCACAGCAUAAAUUCAUAAAUACCCUAAAACAAACAACACUUUUUAAUUAUAGUACAUUCUUUUGUAAAUGCCAAUGUUUGCAACUUUUUUUAAGCUUAUGUUAACCAUGGACAAAAUGUAAUUUUAGUUAUUUUUCUUUAUGACACUAUGAAUCUAGAAUGAUCCUUCUAGCGUUUGCAGUUAUUUUCAAUACUCUAGCACUUAGUUUCUUUCAUCCUGUUACAUAUCCAGAUAUAAAUGUAGCAAUUGAACAGUUUUUGUGCAAACUUUAUCAACUAAACACCUCCCUAUUGAUCAGAGUAUCUAAUUCUUUUAACCCAUGUUUUUAUUUAUAUAUGUAUAUGUUUUGAACUGCCAACAUUUUGUUGUUUCAGAUAGGCGAAUUGUUGUUCUGUUAGGAGUGAAUAGUAAUAAUAAUAUUAGUCCACCAGUUUUAAAUAAUGAUAGAUUGUUAUUCAAAACUGUGCUUUGAAUUGAGGAGUUUACAAAUGUUCUCAUUUUUACAAAUUUAACUCAGCCCAAACUGCUUCAGUUAGGCUCUGCAAUGAGAUUAAUAAAGUGAUACCAAAUAAUAGAGAUUAGAAUUAAUAUGCUAGAAGUGAAUCAGCUAGAUUCAAAGAGCUCCUAUAUAUAAAUUCUUAUACAUAUAUUGUAGUUUCUGAAUAUAUGUCUCGUAAAUUGAAAAAAAAUGGCUUCUGUAAUUUUACUGGAAUUCCACUUUGUUCCUAAAUCAAAGAUUGUAAG
Cyprinodon variegatus (sheepshead minnow) is the source of this 3136-nucleotide messenger RNA. Its product is annotated as nuclear GTPase SLIP-GC-like. Gene Ontology annotation, molecular function: GTPase activity. Bases 146 to 2410 code for a protein of 754 amino acids. The transcript is spliced from 20 exons. NCBI's taxonomy places the organism in Eukaryota, Metazoa, Chordata, Actinopteri, Cyprinodontiformes, Cyprinodontidae. The record is from RefSeq and is a predicted model, not a curated record.